AUGGCUGAAGGCUUAAUUACACAAGUAUCUUACUCACAGGAUAUAUCAGACAUUGAUACCACCAUUUCUAAUGAAGAUCCUUUACCAAGUACUCUAAAGUUCGAACUGCGUGGGAGGCAGUUUGUCAUUGCCCGCGAGACAUUGAUUUCUCUUCCAGAGAGCUUAUUAAUAUCCAUGUUCCCACAUGGACUAGCUGUUAAGAUUGGCGACGAAAGCUCCUUUGCGUCCAUUGAAGACCCUGUGUACACCAUAGAUUAUAACCCCGACUGCUUGGAUUUUGUACUCCGCUUUUUGGAGAGCUGCAAUGGAACAUUUGCCGAAGAGAGGAGCAUGAGAGAGGACAUCUUAUUGGCCAACGCAGCAUUGGGAGAUAUAGCAACGCUGCAUUCAGUACAAUAUCAACUUUUGACAAAACAAGCAAUCAUCGUGCUUAGAGAAGAAUUAGAGUACUAUGCUUUACCACCUCGAUCGACCAUAGGGAAGAACACGAACGGCAUGAAUGAUAUCAAGCGAAGCUGCGGGCGAAAACUUGUGGCACAGAAUCAAAUAUUUGCUCCGUUAGAACGCAAUAUUAAAAAAGAGGAUAAUACUGCUGAACAACAUUUGAUUGACAUGCUCUGCCAAUCGGGUUAUUCACGGAACGACGUUUGGGAUCAUAGAGCUUUAGAACCCAAACAAACGUGUAUAAUGAGUAUCGCUCUUACAAAAUUGAAAACCAAUUCAGACGAAUCGUAUUUACCGACCGCUCAAAAAAUGCUGUUAUUUUGGAAGAAACCUGCAAGAAAAUGCUGGUGGGAAGGAAGCGCGGUAGAAGUGCAUAGUACUCCCGUGCGCGUAUGGUGUCGUCGUACCUGGACAUUGGAGUUAGUUUUGAUCUGACGCUGGGUGUGUGUUCCUUGGUUUUCUGAACCCAAAUUGGAGCAGAUAUUCUCCGAUGUCUCAGCGC
Molecule: messenger RNA, 946 nt
Organism: Umbelopsis ramanniana AG
Lineage: Eukaryota; Fungi; Mucoromycota; Umbelopsidomycetes; Umbelopsidales; Umbelopsidaceae
Exons: 3
Coding region: 1-879 (292 amino acids)
Source: RefSeq, a predicted model, not a curated record